UUUUCACAAUGCUAGUCUAUCAGGGAAAGCUUGAUAUUAUACAGCUGUUAAACCCAACCGUCACAAUGGGGCUUUCUGAAUAUAGGUUUAGUUGUUUUUGUGGCAAAAGGAACAAUGGAUUUGCAGCAAGGAUUUGAAAGAUUUAAAAAGAGAUUUUUGACAGAAAAGAAAGACGAGCAGGAAAUGGUGACUAUGAAUAGUCAAAUUGAUCUCAAAGGAAGAACUUUUGAAAAGAGAAAUCAAUCAGCCCAGCACUAUGUGAAUGGGCUGAAUGCACCGGAGGACGAGAGCUUAGGGACUGAAUCUCCUGGGGAUGAUCUGCCGAAUGAGAAUACUGUUGAUGGAGGAGAUGGAGGUGGUGGGGACAGUGAUGAAUGUGACACUGCUCGUGCAAGUACAUUUUAUGUCGACCAGCAAGAAAGCCCGGCACAUGAGGACCGGGGCCAGCUAAACCAUUUGUCUGCAGCAUUUGAGAGUCUGGAUUAUGACACGUGCAUCAAUUCUGUCUGGCUGGAUGAAGAAAGAACAAAAGGCUACACCUUCAUCGUGAAAAAGGAUGCUGCCCGUUGGCUUGUCGUCCUUAUAACUGGGGUGCUGACGGCGCUUGUGGCCUGUGCAAUUGACAUCACAAUAGAGUGGUUGUCCAAGUUCAAAUACUCGUGGUUAAAACAAUAUACGGAUGAGGGUGUGGAAAAUGAUACUCUUGCUAUUCCUUUUUUCCUUUGGGGUGCGUUAAAUGUUGGUCCAGUCUUAAUAGCAGCAUUUUUGGGAUCUUAUGUUGAGCCUGUGGCAGCAGGCAGUGGAAUCCCCCAAGUGAAGUGCUACCUGAAUGGUGUGAAGGUUCCCCGUGUGGUGAGAAUAAAGACGCUUGCAAGCAAGGCGUUUGGUGUCACAAUGUCAGUGCUUGGAGGAUUGGCUGUUGGAAAGGAAGGUCCAAUGAUUCACUCGGGUGCUGUCAUAGCAGCGGGAGUUUCUCAGGGAAAGACGACCUCCUUCCAGCGGGACUUUGGUUUCUUUGAGUACUUUCGGGAGGACCAUGAGAAGCGAGAUUUUGUAUCUGCUGGUGCUGCUGCGGGUGUAGCUGCUGCAUUUGGUGCUCCUGUUGGUGGUGUGCUGUUCUCCUUGGAAGAAGGUGCAAGUUUCUGGAACCAGAGCCUUACGUGGAGAGUGUUCUUUGGAGCCAUGAUGUCUGUCUUUACACUCAACUUGGUCCUCUCAGCAUACAAUGGGGUUCCUGGAAAGCUGGCAUACAAUGGACUCCUAAACUUUGGCAAAUUUGAUGACCUCACAUAUGAGAUCUGGGAGUUCAUUCCAUUCCUCUUGAUGGGUAUCAUGGGGGGCUUGCUCGGUGCUUUGUACAACCACAUCAACUACAAACUCACCGCAUUUAGGAUGAAGUACAUAAACAGGCCCUGGCGUAAAAUUGUUGAAGCUGUGUUUGUAGCUUUCAUGACAGCUGUCGUUGCCUUCCUCAUGAUUUACCUGCUCCAUGAUUGCCGUGAGAUUGACACCAAGUCGUCCGAGUACCCGAUUCAGAUGUUUUGCAAUUAUGGAGAGGAAAAUGCAGCAGCAGCUAUCUGGUUCCAGACACCAGAGAAGAGUGUUCGUUCUCUGUUUCAUGAUCCAACUGACUCGUUUUCAUGGACAACCUUGGGAGUGUUCUUCACUUGCUACUUCUUCCUGGCUUGCUGGACAUAUGGACUUGGUAUCCCAUCAGGCCUUUUCAUCCCGACACUUCUGUGCGGUGCUGCCUGGGGUCGCCUUGUAGGAAAGCUCAUGUCGCUGCUCUUUCCUGAUCAGGCUUGGGCUGAUGAAGGCAAAUACGCUCUUGUGGGAGCUGGAGCAAUGCUGGGUGGCGUUGUGCGCAUGACACUGAGUCUGACGGUCAUCUUGAUGGAGUGCGUUGGCAACAUUACCUUCGGCUUGCCACUGAUGAUCGUCUUGAUGGUGGCCAAGUGGGUUGGGGAUUUCUUCAAUGAGGGCUUAUAUGACAUUCACAUUCAGAUGACUGGCGUACCGAUUAUGGCGUGGGAAGCUCCGCCUCUCUCAAAUAACAUUUAUGCCUCUGAGGUAUGGAAUCGCCCAGUUGUUUCUUAGGUGGAAUUGUAGUGCUCAAGUCUUAUUCCUACAAUGUUUCCAGUAGUUGAUUUCUUCCCACUGGGAAGCAAUGAACGUUACUUUAAGUCUUUCGGCACAUUAAGAGGGCUCAUUUUACGCUCUCAGCUCACUGUUCUAUUAAAACACAAGAUAUUCAAUGAGAAUGCAGAGAUCUGGCAAGAUGGCAAAGUAGACAUCCACUUGUUCCGGCUCUCAUAUCCUCGCUACUACACUCUAGACCAGGUGAACCUUGACCAGGCCGACAUGAAUAGCACAGUUGACCUACGGCCAUUCAUCAAUCCGUCCCCAUAUUCGGUCAUGGCUUGCACAGCCUUGCCAAGGGUGUUCAACCUGUUCCGAGCACUGGGUUUGAGACACCUGAUUGUAAUCAACGACAAUAAUGAAGUUGUGGGCAUGGUGACGCGCAAGGACUUGGUCAAGUAUAGGGUGUGGAAACACCGAGGGCAGAUGGGCCUGGAGGAACUAGUCAUUUAUAAUAAUGUCUGAGCAGUGGGAGGGCAAGUUUACAAGCUGUAUUCUUGUCUGGUGAGCUUGUGAAUGCUAGGUUGUGAGAGUAUUUGUUGUUGGGAGAUUAUUGAGGAAGAAAUUGCCAAGAAUUGCAAACAUACUAGCAGUAGAUUGGUGCGUACAACUAUAUUUUCUAAUUUCGCUUAUUAUUAUAAUUUUUUUAUUUCUUAAUCUUUUUAGAUAUUUAAAUCCCAUUUUUUUUUUAUAUACAAAAUGUUAUUUUUUUGGUUGUAGUAAUGAAGAAUAUUGGUGCUUAUAAUUAUUUCAGUAAACUGAAACUGUUGCUUAGCUACAGAUCUUCAGUAUCACUUUAUGUACAUGUUUUAAAAUGCAUUCAUAUGUUUGAGGUAGUGAACCUCUUGUAAGCCCCCUGGGUUAGUGCGGGAGGGCGGAGGAGGUUGGUCAACAAGCCUAUGGGAUCUGUGUGACCCACUUGAUAUGAUAAAUGGAAAACAGACUCCUGUAACCUGAAAUAGAUCUAUUAAUUAUUUAGGAUAUGUAGGGUAGGUUUAGGUUGUAUUUAUACAGAUCUUAGUUUUUCUAAAAUUAGGUUGUAAUUUCUUUCUGAAAGGAAUUAAGCCUGUAUUUGUUGUGAUCCUGAAGAGAAAUUGUUCCAUGUCAAAGAACUGUAGCUAAUGUUAAUUGUUAUGCUGAUGUUGACUAUAUUUAGAAUUUAUAGAUAUUUUUUAUACAUAUAAUAAUAUAAUUAUCUAUCUGACUAUGGUGUGCAGGACAUUGUCAUUACCUAGAAAUUGUUGGAAUCAAAGUAAUUCUGGAAUGUUAAAUGUUCUUCAGUGCAGAUGAUUUUAUUGGAAAAUACAGCGUGAAAUUUAGAGAACAGUGAUCCUUUCUGAAUCUAAAGACACUAUACCCAAAUGUGAUUACUUUAUAUAAGGUCAAUACUGGUGUUUUCAUUAAAUUUGGGUGAGAUUAACAAGCUUUGUCUGUCAUUUAAUGUGUUAUGAUUGAGUUUUUUGAGUCAAUUUACAUAGGAUUGGAUUUGCUAUUAACUUAUAGAAGAAUAUUUUAAGGCCACGGAGAGGCAUUCCUUUUUUCUCUUCUUUGCUUUAUAUAUGCUAACAGUAUUAAAGAAGUUAUUUGUACUUUUAUGGAUUCACUGGAGAAAUAUUUCCUUUGCAUAUUUCUAGGUGAUGGAGAGUGCCUUGUGAUAUGUGACUUUAGGUUACACCAAAAGAGGCUCUUUUGGCAAAGGAUCUAGUAGUUUUGUAGGUUAUGUGCCAGAAAUUAGGUUAUAUUGAUAAGUAUUUGAAAUUAUUACAUUUCACAUCCACCUUUUGGUAAAGAAAUGGUGAACUGAAUUUUUUUUGUCAUCAGUACCUUUUGUGGAUUCACAGAACUGAAUGGACCUUAUUGAUAUCGCAAAACUAUUGUCUAUUAAUAUUACUCCUACAAAGUGAAUAUUUGUUAUAUUUGUUUAUAUUCUCUUUCAUUCCAUGAGUUCCUCCUUUACAUCUAUUGUCUCUUCCUUGCAUCUUUGUCUCGUGUGCACCAUCUCCAACCUACUUAAAUUAAAAACUUGUGUAGUCCUUUUUUGAACAUGGAAGUAAGUAGCUUGUAUGGUGGAAGUUUUUUUCAGCAAUUUGGUUUGAUUGAGUAUUGCCCAAAUGAAAAAUUCCUUCCUAUAAGCACUAGAACAUCAUCUUAGGUGUAUGUGUUUUUUAGUAUAAUGCGAAACAUUGGGUUAUAUAAUUCUAGGGCUUGGAGAAACGGAGAGGCAGGAAGCCCAUUUGAGGGUACUACAUUGUGUAUGUCAAAGGUUUUCAGUUACAUAUUCAGAUAAUUACUAUGGGAAGUAUGAAAGGGGAUUGGAAAUUGUGUUAGUUGUAUUCCGAUGGACAAAUUAGUAAUUACGAUUAGGGAUGAAUAAUGUUAAUUGUACUUUUCGGAAAUCUUUUUCUUGAAUCUUAAUGGACUAAUAGAUAUUUAGAAGUUCAGUCAUUGACUAAUUAUAUUUCAAAUUGUUUGAAUCAGCAACUGUCUUCUUUAAUGUCAGAAGGUACAACAUUUUAUGCCUUAUGAGAACACCUUUACAUUCAUGUCACAUUUGUGUGUAGUCUAACACUAGGAGGUUGUUGAAAAGGGAUAACAUUUUAAAAAAAUCUAUGAAUAUUAAAUUUGUACCGAAACUGAUGAGUAUGAUAGUUAUUGAAGGUCUUUUGUAAUGUAUAACAUAUUCUCUAUUUUUUAACAAGUGGUUCUGGUAAAGUCCUCUAACAAAUUUUUAGUUUCAAUAACAAAAUACCUCAUAAGGUACAAAGAUCAGCUGCAUGCUAUGAAAAUAUUAGGAAAUGGGAAGGAAGUAGAAUUUUCCCUAACACAUAACUGUGUAAGCCUUCAUGAUGUGUCAGAAUAUCCCUUACAAACGAUUCUUGGUGUCUUCCAAUACCUUUUGCCAGGAACAGAACACAAAGCCUUAACUAGUACUACAGAUCAUUCCAUUUUGAUAUGGUUAAACUGUAGAAUAAUUUUUACUGUGCUGUUUUUAGGAUCCUAUAAUUAUAUUGAUGGAACAGAAAUUGCUUUUCAAAUUUCUAAAGAUUUUUAUACAGUAGAAUAACAUCCUUAUUGUUUAGGUAAAGGAUGCACAAACUUGAAGAAAGGCAUUUGCAUACACACUAAUGUAAGCACAUAACUGUUUGAUGUUGAAAAACGCUUUUGAUGAAAAAUCUCUAAAGAGAAAGGCAAUUGCAAUACAAAAUUGCUCAAGAAUUAACAUUUAGGUUCUUUAUUUGAUGCUGAUUUAUCAUACAUGCUAUUUUAUUUUAAUAAUGAGCAUUUUAAUACAUUUUGACUGCUGAAAUUCAAAACUGAAAUAACAAGUAAUGGUGUCUUCAGAAUAUUUUAACUUUAUUAAUUAUUGAGUACUAGUCGUUUUUUUAUUACCUGGCUGUUAUUCAGCGAUAUAAAGGUAGUAUCAUAAUUUCAAUUGGAUUUUACUUUUGUCAUCACUGAGCAUUGCAUGUUGAUUUAAUCUUGAUCCACAUAGUGGUACAAUUCAUUAGAAAAACACAACCAAAAGAGGACCCAAGGAAGGGAUUGUUAACAUAUUUGUAUAUCAUUCCGUAAUAUAACUUGGUAAUACAGAACAACUCAGGUGACACAGUCUACUUAAGAUAGAAGAGUAGGUGACAUUUGUACUAAAGGCAAAGUAAACACAAAUAUGAAGUGCAUUUUUUCAUGUAUUAUUUUCAUAUAUGUUGUAAAUUGUGUGUCUAGUCAAGAGGUAUUAUGUGUAUGACUAGUAUGCUAUCAUAAGAGAUUGAUAUUUGCUGAAAUUAAACUGGAGUUGGGAGGGAAAACAAAAAGAUUAUCAUGUAUAGAAAUAGAUGUCUGUGAUUUAAAGCUAUUUUGAUGAAAAUCUUUCUUAUGAAACUUUUACAAGGACCAAGGUUCCUUUGCAGUUUGUAUUUAUUUCUUUAGGCAGUAUGCAAAACUUAUUUGUAAUAUAAUAUUUAAUGUAUCCAGAAAAUAUAUGAUAAAAGAGUUUAUUGAC
Messenger RNA from Penaeus vannamei (Pacific white shrimp), 6139 nucleotides. It is a transcript of the gene ClC-b, whose product is annotated as chloride channel protein 7. Gene Ontology annotation, molecular function: voltage-gated chloride channel activity. Gene Ontology annotation, biological process: transmembrane transport; chloride transport. The record is from RefSeq and is a predicted model, not a curated record. Gene Ontology annotation, cellular component: lysosomal membrane; intracellular membrane-bounded organelle. Lineage: Eukaryota; Metazoa; Arthropoda; Malacostraca; Decapoda; Penaeidae.